AUGUCCCCUGCACGUAUCGCAGAGGGCUCCGAGCAAGACAAACAAAUCUUAGCUCUUGCCAGAGGCUUUGAUACUCUUAUUGAAACCAUUCAGAAACUGACAUGGCAGGAAAGAGAGUUACGGAGCAAACUGCAGUUUGCUCAUGAUGAGUACCUGAAGCUCGCCGAUCAGCUCCCUAAUCGAUCAACUUCUAGAACAGAAGUAGCGGAGAAGAUUUUACCCCUGCCAUUUCAAAAGAACAACUACGACGUAUCUACAGAUACCACUGGGUGGAUCUACGACGUAGAAAAAGCUGGCUACCUUGCAGCCCUAGAGUUCGAGGCAAUUGCCAAAGGACUUGACGCGUACAGAAGUUUGGCUGAUAGACGGUCCAGACGGGACAUACGGGAUGGGCAUCAUCAAAAUGCAAAUACAUGUCUUGUUGCGGUGGAUGCCGAAGCUAGGUCUUCUAUUGAGCGUGAUUUCACAACCAACGGAGUGCAGGGGAAUCUUCAGUGUCCAUUUGCCAUUCCAAAUGGCCAUGGGGCGACCCCUUCCACCUUGGCGAACGGGAAUUCAGACUCUUGUGCACAAGUUCAUGACCCUAUAAGGGCUGAAUCUCUCCAGGGUACGCAUUCUGCUUCGGUUCGGGAUGCUGUUCCCAGGUGUCCAAUUAGAUAUCUAGAUGACCACUCUCCAGAGGAAGUGGCAAAAUAUUUCCAAAACCACAAGCAUGAGAUACCUCGAAGCCACACUAUUUGUAUUCAGCGUUAUCAAAAAGAUUCGCAGAGCAUCCGCCAACUCGAUGAGAAAUAUGGUGACAUGGUCAAUAUGAUCAAGGGACUAGGGCUUUAUCAUCAACCGUAUCUUCCCUCAACCGAAGAGCAUAGUAGGCCGGGUGGCACAGAGUCUGUUUCUGUUGGAAGGGUAGAGAAGUGGGCUGAAGAUGUUAGCGCUAAGUCUCCAAAAUUAGAAGAGGUCAUGUCACCUUCCCAUGACAGAGGGGACGGUGAGGCGGAGGAAAGACGCAGUUAUUUCGAACGACCUCUGAGAGACGUUCGAGUAGGCGAGUCACCUAGUAGGCCGUGGGGAAUCCAUGUUCCAAUUUCUCAAGAAGUCGCUCAGAGUGCCAUUGUUUCCCCAAACGCACCUACGGGUGCAGAUUAUGAGAAGACUGCUCCGGAUAUCUCAUCCAUCUCAACCCCAAUUCCCAGGAAAUCGAAAACGUCACUGCCUGCGGGCCGUUGUCCAUUCCAUACUCUUACGCCUAAAGAAGUCCCUCCGAACGCUACAGCGUUUCCUGGCUCUUUGGCAGCUAAUUUAGAAACAGAAGAAAGCCCUGAGCUUCAACCACCCAACAAUCCAAAUACUCCACUCAAUCCUCAUGAAAUCAGAUCUCCUCCGUCCCCUCCUGUGCAACCGAAGAUGGUGUUUCAAGGGCCUGUGUUUUUUGGUUAUUCGGCGGAACAAGCUGCUACGCUCAUCCAGAAACUUGGCCAUUCUAGCGGGCAGAAAUGA
This is a messenger RNA of Paracoccidioides brasiliensis Pb18, 1497 nucleotides long. RefSeq lists its product as uncharacterized. Bases 1 to 1497 code for a protein of 498 amino acids. The transcript has 2 exons. The record is from RefSeq and is a predicted model, not a curated record.